Molecule: messenger RNA, 2990 nt
Organism: Pungitius pungitius (ninespine stickleback)
Lineage: Eukaryota; Metazoa; Chordata; Actinopteri; Perciformes; Gasterosteidae
Gene: kbtbd3
Product: kelch repeat and BTB (POZ) domain containing 3
Exons: 9
Coding region: 425-2389 (654 amino acids)
Molecular function (GO): protein binding
Source: RefSeq, a predicted model, not a curated record
ACCGCACACAUUUCGCUUUACGGUAAUACAAUGCCACACCGCGGCGAUGCGUAACAAUGCACCCCAAUAGCUCUCAAUUCAACACACGUCCUCUACAGGGACACACUCGCAUAGACGUAGCCCCGCACUACAAAAGAGAGAGAGAGAACUACAGUUCCCAUCCGCCAUUGCGCCAUCCCUCCACCGCAGACAAAGAGCCGCAUACGUGCACACGCUACUCGAGGAGUCUUUUUUUCUAAUAAAAGAAACGUAUCUCACUCUCGGUAACAAAACGCAGCGGAACGUAUGACGCCGCAAACAAAUAUAACCUGCAAAACAGACCAAGCGGCCUGAUUCGCUGCGUGAUUUCUCGUAUCCGGAAGUUGGAAUGGCGUGAGAAACAGAGCGCGAGCGCUGUCCGAGGUGCUGAUAUAAAUUUGAGAAGAUGGAUGAACCUCAAGAGCCGUCGUCCUGUAUCCCCAACGGCCACGACUCCGGCAACAACCCCCCGAGUAGUGAAUCUGUCAUCACUCCGCAUUGCAACGGAGUGCCGGAGCGCAGGGCCCUGCUGCGGGAGCCCGAGGCCCACGGACUCCAGCUGCUGGCAGUGCUCAGAUCCUUCCGGGAGCAGGGCUUAAUGUUUGACUUCACCAUUAGGGUCCAGGAGCACAGCUUUCCCUGCCACCGCUGCGUCCUGGCGGCAUGCAGUGAUUUCUUCAGGGCCCUGUUUGAGGUGGACAUGAGAGAGCGUGGUGAUGGUUCAGUGACUCUGGGUAACCAGUGCACGGCAGCGGUGGGUUCGUUCCUGGACUUUGCUUAUUCCGGAGAGACACUCAUCACUGAUGGCAAUGUAGACAUGCUGUUUCAGCUUGCCUCUUUUCUACAGGUUCCCGUCCUGUUCCAAGCAUGCAGCAAGUUCUUGAUAGGAUCCAUGGAUCUCAGUAACUGUCUGUCCCUCUUCUGCCUCGCGGAGGCCUACGGCUCUGCUUCCCUUCUCCAAAGUGCCAACGAGUUUGUGGUUCAGAACUUCUUUGACCUCUCCAAAACCCAGGACUUUCUGGAUAUUCAGGUGAACGUAUUGGAGGCGUGCCUAAGUUCAGAUGCUCUGAACGUGCCCAGUGAGGAGGCCGUGGUGAUGUCACUUCUUAGGUGGACACGUCACGAUCUCCCAAGAAGACAGAGACUGUUGCCAGGCCUGUUAUCGCUAACCAGACUCCACCAUUUACCUGCAGCUGUACUAAAGGUAUCGGGCAGCUAUAGGCCUUUAUGUUGUGGUCUUGUGAUUGUCUCAACAUGGGUUCCCUCUCACCGUCCCUCUCAGACUCUGCGUGACUCAGACGCCCUGCUCUGCGAUGGUAAGUCGUGCCUCGCCCUGCUCUCAGAGGCUCUGAGCAAGCAGGUUCAUUACAGCGGCCUGCUCUGUGACGCCAGGCCAGCCACCACGCAGACCUACAUCUACAUCCACAAGACCGAGGAGAAUGGAGAGAUCCGCCACACCUUCUGCUACUGUCUGGAAACAGACCAGUGGAAAAAGCUGGGAACAGAGGGCGGCGCUGCUACGCCAGACCCGCCAGGAUCCUGCCUUACCAGCUUUGGAGAGAAGAUGUUUGUGACAGGCGGUUGCCGGGGGAACUGUUGCCGAACGAUACGACUCCAUGUGGCAGAACCGUUCCAUGACGCCACGGAUGAGGUUUGGUGCUUCUGUCCCGUGACCCUAACCUGCACGCCCGCGCCUGCCAUGCGAAAGCCCAGAACCACGCACACGGCCGUAGCCUGCCUGGACAGAGUGUACGUGAUCGGAGGACGGACCAAGGGAUCAAGAGGUGGAGCACCUAGUCUGCUGGAGGUGGAGUAUUACAACCCUCUAAUCCAGACCUGGUGCUCCGUCAGCCCGCUGCCCACUGCCAUCUUCUACCCCGAGUCCAGUGCUUGUGGAAGUGUUAUCUACACACUGGGCUCAGAGGUGGAGAUCACAGACUCCUUCAACCCCUCACUGGACUGCUUCUUCCGCUACGACGCGCAGCAGGACCAGUGGAGCCGCCUGGUGGCAGAGUUUGGCCAGUUCUUCCAUGCUACGUUGGUCAAGGCAGUGUCAAUUAAUGAUACGCUGCACCUUUGUGACCUGUCCACUUACAAGGUCUACAGUUUCUGUCCAGAGACCUGCAUGUGGAAGGGUGAAGGGUCAUUUGAGUGUGCUGGGUUCAAUGCCGGAGCGGUUGGUAUGAGAGACAAAAUCUACAUCCUGGGUGGAGACUAUUCACCCGACGAGAUCACUGACGAAGUUCAGGUGUACCACAGUAAGAGAAACCAGUGGGAGGAAGUGACCCCCAUGCCCAGAGCACUCACCGAGUUCCACUGCCAGCUGAUCAGCUUCAACAGAUACAAAGACCCAUGGGGUGACACUGCAUGACACACUGCGCACACCCACCCAUGAAAACAUUUGAAUGGCUAUGCAUGCAGGUGUCACUGACUCAUGAAGUUACCCGUGAGUCACCCUUAAAGCUUUCAAACCGUGCAGAACAGACAGCUGAGAGAAAGAUCUAUGACUCUCCUCGCAUCACUCACACAUCAUCAUAACACAAGAGCAUCCGGGACAGUUUGUUUAUUUAUUGACUUUUCCCUUCACUUUGUAUGUGUGAGGCCCCUACUGUCAUAGGACCUGUGUUGUGUCAUUCACAAUCUGGUGUCUCCCAUGGAGGAACCCUAUGGAGUAGACUAUUUUAGAAAUUCUAUUUUAGUAGCUAUUUUUUGGGCUUUGUAUGAAAAGGACAUUACCCCAAAGAAGUAUAUGUGAAUUGUGUGUCGUGAAUGGAUCGAACAACUUUGUUUUGACAAAAUGACAUAAACACGUACAGUAUAAGUCCCUUUCAAUUUAAUGUGUAAUGCUGUGACGUAAAGUUCAAUUGAUUUUCCAGAUUUCUUUUAGAUUUCUUUUCUUUGCCUUUAGCUGAUGAAGAACUGCUCAUAAAUAUUACAUUAUAUUAUAUUUAAAAUUCAACUACAUAAUUAAG